AUGAUAUUCGAUCCAUCCAUGCAAGUAACAUUCACGCUCGACUUGCCUAUACUGACAUACAAUGUUAAACUUGACAGAAGUAACCUCGCCAGUUCUUCCGCCUGGAUACCCUUACUGUACGAUACGAUCGUGUUUGGGUUGACGAUUAAUCGCGCCCUUCCUUCCAUUAGACGUAAGCAAGCCGGUGCCGUUUUAAAGAAGAUCGUGGAAGACGGCUUGUUGUAUUAUAGUGUCAUCUUUUGUAUUACUCUGGUGUUGACGAUCAUGAUUAUCGGUGCUUCGGACGGCGUCAAGAAUAUCUUGGCUCAGACGGAACAACUAGUCACUGUUGCCAUGAUGUCUCGAAUAACUAUCAGCCUCAAGAAGCUAGGCCACAAACAAGAAGCUUUAGACUAUGAUGUUCUUCUACCUCCCACAACGAGCUUUUUCUUCGAAAGGAGGAAGAAAUCGAGGAAGAAAGAGGAUAUACCCCUGGCCUUCAUUAAUUCACCAGUCACACCUCCCCCUGUUCAUCGCACCGACUGCGACCAAGUUUGCAGUACGCAAUCAUGGCCACGAGAAUCUGUGCUUUGA
Marasmius oreades (fairy-ring Marasmius) is the source of this 573-nucleotide messenger RNA. RefSeq lists its product as uncharacterized. The record is from RefSeq and is a predicted model, not a curated record. The coding region runs from base 1 to 573 and encodes 190 amino acids. The transcript has 5 exons. NCBI's taxonomy places the organism in Eukaryota, Fungi, Basidiomycota, Agaricomycetes, Agaricales, Marasmiaceae.